UCAGUGAUUGCAGGUUGAGAAGUCUAAAUGCACUUCUUGUUUCUUUAUUUUUCUUAGAAUUAAUACUUCUUUCAUCCUUUGUUUCCAAAGUAUGGGAGUGCUUAACACGAAUUCAGAAUGUAUUUUAGCAUCAUAUGUUUCCACUUUUCCCCAGUUAAUUUUGUGCAAAAGAACUCUGUCAGUGACUGUUAAGAAAAAAUGUGUGUCGGAAGCUCAUGAACUCACACACUGUAAAACCUCACUAUACAUACGCCAGCUAUGGAACUCUAUGUGCACUUUUGGGAAACAUGAAUUCAGGACAUUGUGCUUUGAACUUUAUUUUGUCUGAAGACGUGGUUGUUUUCUCCCUGCAAUGAACUACACAAGUAAAAGGACUGGCCCCCCUUGGCGACAAUUUGCACAUGUUAUGAUUCUGAGAAGAGAAAGUCGAUGAUCUGGGAGUCAAAGUGGCACUGUCCAUGCUAAGAUUCUACAAAAGAGAGAUAUCACCCUUACUACCUUCAAGCUGCCGUUAUGUGCCAACAUGCAGCGAGUACUCUAUGCAGGCGUACAAAAGGUACGGGGUUGCAAAGGGUACAAUCUUGACAGCAUGGUGUCUGUGCCGUUGUAACCCUCUAAGUGAGGGGCAAACACUUGGAUUUGAGAUAUCAUUUCGUUCUCCAUCCAUUCCAUGUGAAGCCAACAACCUCACCAUUUCUAGCCGUUGGAACUAUCAAAGCUUUACAUUCCAGAAGCUCCACCCUUGGAUCAAAUCUGCAAGCGAACAGAUGGAUUGUUGGAAUAAAGAAAGUACAAAUUCAAGCCACUCGUGCCAUCUUACGAGGCAGAUUAUAUCAGAGUGUUUCUUCAGUCAUGUGUUCACAGUAGCUCUGAGAAAAAGGCGCAAAUUGACCACAUGAACGUGGUUUCUGGUACCUGAGUUACAGAUACAAAAAAGAAUAUCUAUGCCAUACAUGGCACACAAAGACAAAAUCAAAUGUUUAUGCAUCGGUAGGUACUCAAUCUAUCUAUAUCUGUGCCAAUUCAGAACCA
Brachypodium distachyon (stiff brome) is the source of this 1032-nucleotide messenger RNA. RefSeq names its product putative membrane protein insertion efficiency factor. The record is from RefSeq and is a predicted model, not a curated record. The transcript is spliced from 4 exons. NCBI's taxonomy places the organism in Eukaryota, Viridiplantae, Streptophyta, Magnoliopsida, Poales, Poaceae. Bases 459 to 899 code for a protein of 146 amino acids.